Molecule: messenger RNA, 1994 nt
Organism: Melampsora larici-populina 98AG31
Lineage: Eukaryota; Fungi; Basidiomycota; Pucciniomycetes; Pucciniales; Melampsoraceae
Exons: 11
Coding region: 1-1698 (565 amino acids)
Source: RefSeq, a predicted model, not a curated record
AUGGCUCACAAUCAUCCACUCCAUGGACUACCAGGUCUACCAGCUCAUGCUCUCAUUACUCCUUCUAAAUUACAAGCUAAACUAUCUGGUCCUAUCGCCGAAUACGUUGUCGAUGGUCUGGCAAAAGAUAUCAAAGAACAAUCUCAAAGAGGGAAUUAUCGAUGGGUUCAUAACAUCACCAAUCCUAAUCGGCACGAUAUCCUUGGAGUGGUCUCAAUAUACACCGUUCAAGUCCCUGGCUCAGGCGAUACUUUAAAACUUGAAGUAGCCCCUCAUCCAACUCACACACAACAUCAACCCGCUCAUUACGCACAACCAACUGUAACCUGGAGAAUGAAUAUCGGAACAACUUCCUCACCUGGUGCAUUCCUUGAUACAUCUCGGGUCUUUACCAAAGGACGUGCAGCUCAAUCCAAAACUAUUGUUGAUUUGGGUACUAUCAAACGAUUCACGGAUAUCCUCGAGCAGACUAAGGAUGUCUUAGUGUUGACUAUCUAUGUUCGCAACGUGCAAGAUCCCGAUAUCAGUGGCCUACUGAAAGAACGACGUGAACAUCGUCAUCUGGUCUCAAAUCUUGGAACCCUCCUCGGCAUUCAUUCUCGGUUGUUUAAUGACCCUUGUCUAGAGACCGUCAGAUUUGUAUUUCCUCAGAGGUCUGGUCGUAGGAAGUAUUUGUAUGCUCUGGAAACAGUUCUUCGGUCUGUCAAGUAUUUUGCAAACUUGCUGGACUCUCAAUUUGCAGAAACUAAUUGUAACAGCAGCGAUUAUUCACCGAGCAAGCCCAAGAAAGCAAAGCUAGACCAUCCUUCACCUUCACCCUCAUCACAGGCAUUGGAGCCGUUGACUUCCACAGCUCUUGUCCACCUAGAUCCCUCUCUUGAUCCCACAAUCGAAUCAGACGAAUCAACGGACGGGGAUUCACAUGGUUGGUGGAAUGGCGACUCGGACGAUGAGGCGGAUGAUCCAGAUCACGAUCUCGAAGAGUAUGAGAUGCCCGCUGAGCGUUUCAAGGCCACAAUUGUAGUCACUGACACACCUUAUCCAACAUAUCGAGCACUGUUGACAUACAUGUUUAGCGGAUCCAUACGUUUCGCACCACUUCGGUCGACAUACGUAAAUGAAAAGCGCGCUGCUCGAAAACGAGGGGAAGACUUUGAGAGUUGGAAAUCAUUUGUUGAUAAUCGUAGCACCUCAAUCACGAUGGCAGAAUGUGAUUUAAUUCCGACUAGCCCUAAGAGCAUGUAUAUCUUGGCUGAUAAACUCAUCAUGCCUGAAUUACAAAAGUUAUGCAGGCAACAGAUCAUCAAAUCUUUAACACCUUCGAAUAUCUUCAAUGAAAUCAAAACCGAUAUGUGUGUUCAGUAUACAGAACUACGAAGUGGUUAUGCUAAAUAUUUACAAGAAAACUUAACAGCAGCUAUGUCAAGUGAUACGUUACAAGAGAUUUUAAUUUCGGCUCUAAGUCCAGCAGGAAGAGAAACGGCAGAUUUGUUGAGAGAUGUGUUUCAGAAACCACCUACACCUAUACCUACUACUAGUGGUAGUCAUGAAGCACCAGUUCUUGCUUCUCAUAUCAUGGAUCAUCCUCAUGAUCAUUGGGCUUUACAUCAUGAUUCUGGAUUCGAUAUGGGAGGUCUUGAUGGUGAAGAUGAUAAUGAUUUGUUUUCGGAUGAUGCUGAUUCACUUGAUUAUGUGUAAAAAAAAGAUCUGAUUGAUUUUUUUUUCAAUUUAAUUUGAUUUGAUUUUUCCCAAAAAAACAUAAGAAGAAGCAUAAGAAGCAUUUCCAUUUCUUACAACAACAAAAAAUCAUUUCAUGAUUUCUUUUUUUGUUUCCCCCUUUUUUUUACAUAUUUUGGGUUCUUUCUUUUGUUGGUUUUGUUGUAUUUUGUUUUCUUUUCUAAGGUUUAUAUGAAUUCAUGUCUUUUGAAUGUAAACCAAAAAAAAAUACAUUUACUAUUUUUUUUCUUCAGUAAUUGAUUCUUGAUGAUGUAUCG